UGGGUAUACCUUGACGUUGGUGGAAGGGCUUAGUACCUGGAGGGUUUAUCCUGAAGGGGAAGCCAAAUACCCAAACGCGAUUUUUAAGGCUUAUAAGGCCCGUUAUUAAGUUGCAAAAAAUCGCAACAAAUAACUCGAGUAUCUAAUUUUCCGAAAAGAAAUACUGCGUCACAUUAUAAUUAGUUUAAAUUUCGGGAGUGCCGUGUAAAGUAUCGUGCAUCUGUUCUUAUUAUACUGCGGAAGUUUGUUUUUUCUUAAUUAAUUUGGGAGUGUCGUGUAAAGUGUCGCACGUCCGUUUUUAGCGUGCCAUGGACGAUUUGCGCGCGAUUGUCAUUGACCAUAUUUUUGUAAAUAAACGAGUGCCAGACGAACCCUGAACAUGAGAGAAGGAAGAGGAAGUCUAGGAGGCAUUAGGCAACAGCGGAGCAACCUUAGGAUCAACGUAGCGUCUACGUAAUCAACUCCGCUGCUGCGCAUCGAUCGGUUAUCUCGCAUUGUUUUGUACGUGUAUGAAAGAAUAUUAUUAUGAUUGAGGUCACGAGUGAAAAUUUCAACACAAUAUAUCCAAACUUGGAGCGUGCAUUGAAAAAUGCGAAUUUCAUAGCAAUUGAUACGGAAUUUUCAGGUUUAAAUGUUGACGAUAUUAAAAAUAGUUUAUUUGAUUCUAUAAACGAGCGCUAUGAGAAGCAGAGGUGCAAUAUUCAACCGUACAUAAUAAUCCAAUUUGGUAUCACUGCGUUCCAACGAAUUCAGAAUGAAAAUCAGUACACAGCAGAGGCCUUUAAUUUCUUUCUGCUGCCUAGAUCUAUUCCAUCAAAGAAUAGACAACUUGUCUGGCAAAUCGCUGCAUUAGAGUUUCUGACUGCAUACGAAUUUGAUUUCAACAAGCUUGCUUACAAGGGCAUUUCAUAUCUCAAUGAGGCUGACCAAGCAAUCUUGCAGCAACAAUUACAAGAUAAUAUGUUAUUUCGCAAUGUGGAAAGAUCUAUCUCCUACAAAGAAGAAGACAUUCUCAAAGAUUAUAUCCAUCAAGUUUCCAAAUGGUUGAAUAGAGCAAGUGAUGAAACAAGCUCAUUUAAAAUUGACACGUCUACUCCAAUUUUACAGUAUCUUAUGCAUAAGGAAUUAAGAAACCGUUUCCGAAAUGUUUGGACCUUCUCAGGGAAUAAUAUGGUGACGGUUAUGAAAAUUCCACCGGAUUCCAGAGAAGUUUUGGAACAAGAAGAAGGUUCUAUAUUGGAAAACGUAUUGCUUGAAUCAUAUGUAGGUUUUUCAAAGGUGUUUAAGCUUUUGGUUACUUUGAAAAAACCUAUAAUAGCACAUAAUGCUUUGUUAGAUUUAAUGUUUAUACAUCAACAGUUUUACAAGCCGUUACCACAAAAAUACACUGAUUUCAAGGAUAACAUACAUCAACUAUUUCCUACAAUUUAUGACACAAAAUUUUUAAGCUUUCAAUUGAGAGAACUUCUUUCAACAGAACAAAAAUGGACAUUUAAUUCUCUAAGUGGUUUAGUCCAAUAUUUCACAGAGAAGCAAGGAAAAUAUGUAGCACUUGGAUCGCCUAAUAUUAAUCUCCUUAGUAAAACAAAUUCAGAUAAAUCAGAUGUUAUUAUACCUUCGAUGAAAUAUCACACUGCGGGAUGGGAUUCUUAUUUUGCUGGUUAUGUAUUUAUUAGAAUAGUCCAUGUAUUUGCUACAAAACGUCAUGGAUCAGGUUUAACAUUGAAGCACUUUACACAUACAGAAUUAAUGAACAAUGUAAAAAGUUUGGCAAAUUGUAUAAAUAUCAUCCGUGGCAGUACAUCACAUUUGAGACUUGAUGGACCUGAACCUGUAUCGACUCGACCUAAAUGGCUUUAUGUGAAAACGUUAGUGUCGAAGCCGAUAACCGCCAUGCAGAUAGCUGAAAAAAUGUCAAUUUUCGGUGCGGUUGACGUGAAGCAAUGCACAUCGAAGCGUGUGUUAGUUGCAGUAGCAAAUCACGGAAGCGCACGAGAUAUAUUGCAACACUUCAAACAAAACAAGGAUCUAUACGUUGUCCCUUAUAAUCCGAUACGGCACUCACCCUCGACCCAACUCGUCCUAUGGGGCAGUAUAGUCGUUUCUAGCGGGAUUUUUGCUUGGAUACUGCAUCGGAAGCUUCAGGAAAGCUCUUAGAUGGUCUGUAAAAAUCUUUAAGAAAAAAUCUAGGACAAUAGGGGGAUGUAUAUUCUUAAAUAUAGAAAUAUAUUGUCCUUAAUAAGUUUAAGAAAAGAACAGCUUUAAAAUAUAUGUACGUAAUGCAAAAAUAUGUAUGUAAGAAAUGUUUUUCACAUAAUAAUAGAAGAUGAAGUACUUUGAACGGCAA
Formica exsecta is the source of this 2347-nucleotide messenger RNA. RefSeq names its product pre-piRNA 3'-exonuclease trimmer-like. The coding region runs from base 526 to 2157 and encodes 543 amino acids. Gene Ontology annotation, molecular function: RNA binding; poly(A)-specific ribonuclease activity. The transcript has 14 exons. NCBI's taxonomy places the organism in Eukaryota, Metazoa, Arthropoda, Insecta, Hymenoptera, Formicidae. Gene Ontology annotation, cellular component: cytoplasm; endoplasmic reticulum. Gene Ontology annotation, biological process: nuclear-transcribed mRNA poly(A) tail shortening. The record is from RefSeq and is a predicted model, not a curated record.